This is a messenger RNA of Magallana angulata, 3567 nucleotides long. Its product is annotated as disintegrin and metalloproteinase domain-containing protein 10-like. NCBI's taxonomy places the organism in Eukaryota, Metazoa, Mollusca, Bivalvia, Ostreida, Ostreidae. The transcript has 3 exons. The coding region runs from base 44 to 343 and encodes 99 amino acids. The record is from RefSeq and is a predicted model, not a curated record.
AUAUAAUGUAAUGUUGUAGGAAUAUUGGUGGGCCGUCUUACUGAUGGCUAUAGGACUUAUCCUGUUUAUGGGAUUGUUCAUCAAGUUCUGUGCUGUGCACACACCCAGCUCAAACCCUAACGCCAAACCAGCCUUGAAAUUGACGGACACAUUGAGGCGACGACGCCGUCACCCAGAGCAACAGUAUCGAGCCCAGAACCACGACACUCAAUACCCUUUGAUAGUUGGCCCAUCGGGACCCCCGCCGCCAUACUCAGCACACGGAGGCCCACCACAGGGGCACAGGAAGGGAGCAGGGGCUAAAGGCGGGAGAUACAAUAAUUUAGAAAUGCGCAAAGUUUGAACCAUAUAUCAUCUAAAUUGAAUUCAUCGUAUUUAAUGAUUUUUUUAACGAAUGUACACUAGAAGAACAACAUUUCCAUAUGUGUUUUGAAUGAUGUAGUCCUUUGGUAUUUUUGAUAAUAUUACAUUUGUGUUAAAGAUACAGAUCUGUGUUCAUUUCUUUGUAAAUCAUUAUGCAAACAUAAUUCCUAUUAUGAAAAACAAUAUGACGGGAUAUUGGGGUUUCAAUUGUUCAUUAUUUUUUAAUAAAUUAUUUCCUUCUGUAUUUUGGUAGAAUGAUAUUACAUUGAGGCAUUUUUGAUUGUUAAGGUCAGGCGACACGUUCCUCAAUUUUAUAUAACUUUUUCCAGGAAUUUGUUGAUGGUUUACAACUAUUUUGACAAGCUUUCUUGCAAAAAAUUAGGGUUCCUUACAAGGCAUUUCUACAAAAUACUAGAGUAUGCAAUUUCCUAUAUAAUCUUCUUGGAAAUACACUCGAAUUGCUGAUGUAAAAAUAAAUACAUAUACAGCACAGCAAAAUUCACUAUAGAGGAACUCUAUCUCGGCCGGAGCAGGGAUUUGAACUCACGACCUCCAGAACAUGUACGCUUCUGGCAGUGAGCGGCCACGGUUCUAACCACUCGGCCAUCUAGACACAUAACCACAUGUAAUUAAAUAUUAAUCAUUUUUUAAAUAAUUAUAAAAUUAAUAAUUUUAUUGGAACUCUCUAUAACGAGGAGAUACAAAAAAGAUUCUCGAAGAACGUGUCGUCUGACCUUAAUUUUUUGGAGUUUUUGUGCUCAUGCAUACAGUGUUGGUUAUUGUUUACUUCAGUUUGAAUCAUGUUAUAAAAUAAAAGGCUAUACUAAUCAUUGUAAUGUAAGCAAAUGUACGUUAAAAAUGUGAUCCAUUGUUUCAAUCAAGGCAAAUAUCUUCGUUAUUAAUUGCACUAAUAGUAUAACUAUGUUUAGAUGAUGGCCUAUCGAGUUAAUGUAAAUCAUUUAUGCCCUUUCUUAUGGAUUAGAAAUAUCAGGUUUUUCCAUUGUGUGCUAUUGAACUGACUGGAGCAGAAUGACCGCACCUUGGAAUGUGACGUAACAAUGGUAUAUGUAUUCUAUUGGUCGUUCUAUUUCCUAGCAUAAUUUGUGUUAAAAGGUUCCAGCUUUUCGUGGACUCUAUCUAACCAUCAUUUUCCUUUAUUUAUACAUAUCUUUGAAAGUGGGUUUUUGCCACUUAAUUUGUAAACGUUUGUUUUAAUUAUUUUAACUCUAUCUAUAAACCAUUUUAAGUUGUUAACAGUUCUUUAAAUAUUUCUUACGUCUGUUUGUGUCUUUACUGAGUACAGUAUACGUACAUUUAAGGUACGUGACAAGUCCCUUACAGAAUGCUAGUCACGUUAUCAUAUCCUUGUCAACUUUCAGUAGCAGCACUGUAGGAGCACAAAGAACUGACACAAGUAGAAACUGCAAUAUAUCCUCUAUUUUAAUUGUAUGCUAUUCAGAAAUACAUUUAACCAAUGUUGAUGAUGUACAGGCGAUAUGUAACUACAUUUUUUAACAAUUGUUUUCACUUUAUUUCCCCCUUUCUAUUUAUUUUAUUUCAUCGCAACUGUAGCCUAAAGAAAAGGACUGGAAUGUUUUGUUGGUUUUUUUUUGCCUGGGUCGUCAAAUGAUUCUUCAAUCGCCGUAAAAAUAAUACAUGUUUGACCUCCUCUCCCAGAGUUUUAACUGUUUCAUAUAUCCCUAUGAUGAAAGUCCCAGGACAUCUACUUAGUGACUUAAUGGUUUAACACAUGUUGUCAUCUAGCCACCUACAAAACCAAGCACCUGCUAAUGAUGCUAGUUAUUUAUUUUGCUUAGUGCCAUUCACAGGACGAAUUACCAAUCUAUAAAUAUGUAUUGUUAUAUGGGAAGUUGUCUAUGUUAAAACAAGAAAUUAUCUGUGUGUUUUAAAAGUCAAUGAGAUCAGUUAUUUUGGAUAUAAAUAUGGGUCGGCUUCAUUAUUCAACAGAAUGGAGACAAAAGGAGAGAUUGUAACUUUAUGUUCCUUAGAAAUUUAGUUUAGAUCCAAGAUCGGGAGUCAAUAGAUCGCUUUAAUAUAAUUAGCUAUUUUCAUCAGUUUAGGUUCCCCUCCUGUUAAUUUUUUUUGCAUUGUGAGAAUCUCGUGCAUUGUUUAAAUCGCUUUAUUCAAUCUUCUAUAGAUUUUGAUUGAUCAUGGAAUGUUACGAUUCUUCUCUUUUGCUUAAGGUGGUAUGAGACACCUCCAUAUUGUGACGUACUAUAGAAAGAAAUGUAAAGGUUCAUACUUUUAUCAACAGUAAUAUCGACAGGUCUUCCAUACCACCUUAACAUGUUUGUACUUUUAUUUUCUCUUUGGUUGGUGCUGAUGAUGUUUUGUUCAUUUACAAUGUAAUUAACGUAACAAAUGUGUAUCACCUCCUCCAUUUAUUAAAUCCUGUGAAUUAACCCAGUGUUUUGUAAAGAAAAGGUUGAGAUGCAUUCUGUUUUAAAUGUAACGCAUACUUGUAAACAUUGUUAUGAAACUUUCCUUGAGAGCUGUUGAACAUAGAAAAAAAAUUACUAAAAUGACACUAAUUUGCUGUAAAACAUUGUGUUAUUUAUUUAACUUAAAGUUUGUUUCGUCAUGUUUAUUCUUCGCUGUCAGACAUUUAUUUUACUGGAAACAAUAAAACAAAAUCAUAUGAAAAGGGUUUCUUUUUAUUGAUUGUCUAAAAAAAGGGUAUUGAAAUAUUACCAAAAAAUAGUUAUAUUGUAAAGUAAUAUAGGUAACACAAAAUAAAGAAUUAAUAAACGAGGGAAAAUUCGAACAGAAUAAAUGCAAAUGGCAAAUAUUUAAAUUGAAAACAUUCUUGAUUUUUAUGAUUCAUAACUGGUGUUUAUAUUUGCACAUCAAUGAAAUAUUUGAUAUAUCUAUUGGUAUAUUUUUUUAUUUUUUACAAUAUUACGUAAAUAGUUAAGGACGAAAUGGUUUAUAUAUGUAUUAAUGUUUUUUCUUAAUACUGUAUUACGUACAUAGUUUGGCUGGUCGUGAUCUGGACAAUGGAUUUACGUCAGACCGUGGAAGAUGGUCAUCUAUAAAGGUCGUUCACCUACUUUUACUUUUACAAUUACUUUUAAUGUAGGGUUAUAAUUAUGGUUUGUUAUUUUUCAUUUAUGAAUUGUGUAUUUGUUAGAAAUCGAUUGAUUCAAAAAAAUUUAAAUAAACAAUAAAGAUACAUUCCUGGGA